UAUAUCGAUUUUUUUAUUUCUAUAAUUGGGACUCGUGAGAAGAGAAGAUUAGAAUAAUAUAUUGCAUGUCGAUUGUCGAUCAAUAAGGCCUCAUCACCCCCUUUACAAAAAGUGGAAAUUUGUCUAUAGCUAUCAACUUCUGUCUGUCUAUGGUUCUGCUGCACUUAUCUGUAGACUAUUGCACACUUAUGGAUAAUAUUUUGGAAAUGUAAUGGGGUGCUUACACAGCAAAAAGGAAACUUCAGACUUGCAUCCAAAUGUUUUUCGUGUUGUAAACAUUGACGAAAAUGGUGCAGACCUAUGCUCGGGGCAGCUCGAGAUUACCGAAUCCGACAUUAUACUCUAUAGAGAAGGCAGGGACUCCACAGUGUGGCCUUUACACUCAUUGCGACGAUAUGGCUUUGAGGGAGAUAUAUUCAGCUUUGAAUCAGGAAGGAGGUGUGAGACUGGAGAAGGAAUAUAUGCAUUCAGAUGUAGAAGAGCUUCCCUCUUAUUUCGCACACUGCAGCAACAAAUUCAAUUACGAAAUGUGAUUCAUGACUCAGUACCAUACCCUGUAUCUAGAUUAACACCAUCUCCGCAGGGAAGACAAACAUUACAAGCAAGUGUUGUUCACCGUUCAUCUAUAGAUAAUGGUCAACCUGAUAAUGUAAGGCCUGUUGUUAAUAACAACCUUCCAAACAUGAUAUCGAACGUGACAGGAUCACGUAAUGUUACUCAAUCUCCAAGGUCACCCUCAAGUGCUGAUAUAUUGGAGGUAAUGCCACUAUACCCGAGAUCUCAGACAAGUUCCAAUCAAGUCACUAAUGUUUAUCAGCUAAGAGAUUUUAAGCGUGAAACAAAUAACAACCAGGGUGAUACAGUGGCUGAAACACGCGUGACUGAUAACCGACACGUAUAUUCAAAUGAUUUAAAUAAAGAUUUAGCAAUUUUGCGAAAUACUCUACGCCAAGAAACAGCUUUAAAUACAAUGAGAGACAUUGAAGAUGAGACGCGAUUUCUCGAAUGCAGAUACAUGAAUGAAAAUGUUACUAAUAACAAACAAGUAAACAGUCCCUUGUCACCGACAUUGAGUAAUUCCAGUGAACACUACGCACAGCUAAGUCUCGAACAGCAACAACAGCAACAACAACAGCAGCAGCAACAGCAACAACAGCAGCAACAGCAACAAGUGUUACAACAGCCACAAAUUUCACAACAACCCUCUCAACCAGAUGCAAUUCGAUUGUAUAUGAAUAUUGUACCUAAUGAUGUGAACAUGCAGCCAGCUGGUAAAAAUGAUACAGUCCCUACCACUCCUUUAACACCGAAACAAGUGGAAUAUUGUAAUUUGUCCGUGGGAAAUAAACCGGAAGUAAAUACGUACGCUAAUUUGUCUUUGGGUGAACUUGGCGAAAAUGUUAAAAAUGCGAAACAAAUAUUAAGUUUUUCUGCACCAUCUGAACACAACCAAAAAUUCUCAGAAUCUGAUACUUUUACUUCCAUGUCACCUGUCGAAGAACUGGAGGUAAAUUAUGCUAUACUCGAUAUUGAUUCUAAUAAGGAAACUGUGAAACUGAGCAGAGAAUUAACAUCUCCUGAAAGUCAAUCAUACAACAGUUCGAAAAAUGAUAGUGUGGCUUCAUAUUCAUCUCAGCCGCGGGGUCGACUUGUUUCGCAGUGCAGCGUGGAGAAGGUAAAUCUGUCUAACAUGUCUGGUGUGGCGCCGUCUGCUGCUAUAGGAUACACAACCAUUGACUUUGAUAAGACAGUAGCGUUGACGUCGGUGGCUGCUGGAACUGAUAUAGAUGUAGAUGGUGUUCGUAAAACUAGACACAAUUCGUGUAAUAUAGUAUGUGGCAGUCCUGCCAGUAAUGAAAAAAACAAAAUGAAUUAAAGGCAUUUGUACAGCUGUCAUUGAUUUGUAAGUAGUCAUGUAUCAAGUUCGGAUAAUAUCAAAAGAGUAUAAAGUAGAUAUCAAGAUUUGGAACUUAGUUCCUAGUUAUCAUUAAUGUUGGUGUGGCGAUUAUUUUAUACCUACUUGGACUGAAGUAAUGACUAAUGUAUCGAAUGCAGUAAUUACAUGUUUUUUACUAAUGGAAGACUUAGAAUAUGGCCAACUUAGCAUGUAGAAUAUUGUGAUCACUUCGUUUUCUCUUAAUCGUCACAGUUAUCUAUAAAUCGUGAUUAAAGUACAUACGACAGAAAUCAGAAAAAAAACAAGUACAUUGAUAAAGUAGCCAAUUAUAGUUUGUAUUUGAAGGUGAUAUUAUAUGUGUAGUUGUAGGUAUAGCCGCAAAUAUGAAAUGUAAAUAAAUUGCGGUACUGUGUUCAAAUGUGUUGCAUAAGUAACUUUUUUUGUAUGCUGCAGCCAACCCUGAUUAUUAUAUAUUAGUCAAUAUUUUUUAUUUUGAUAUUGUUCCUAUGCCAGUUUUUGUAAAACCUGUAUAGCUUGUUGCCAAAGUAAUGAUUAACCAAAUGAAACCAUAUAUUUAAAAAGAUCAUUACCACGAUUUUUGUGAUGUUUGGUCUAGGACUAAAAGGACAGCAACAUCCCCAUAAACGAAAUGACAUUAGUUAAGAUUAAAUAGAACAAAUCUUGAUCAAUUGACAUAUUAUUAAAUGACAAAUAAUAAAGAGUGCAAUUUAUAUUUGAAUUAGAAGGAGAAGUUAAUAAGUUUGCAAAUUGUAAGGCUGACAGUUUGCGCAGUGGUUCGAUUCUCACCCAGGACUUACAUUUGUUUGAUAAGUAUGAGCGGUUUUGUUAUGUGUCUGGGUGUUCUUUUUAUUUAUAUGUAUUUAUAAAAAAUAAACGUAACUAAGUGUGCGGAUCCGUCGUCUGGUUACCGUACAGGCUGUGCCUGGGUCUAGAUGGCAGUGUGUCAAAAGAUAAUAUGUAAUAUUAUCAUAUUAGUAUUUAGUGACCUAUUUUAGGUUGAGCAUCAUCAAUAUAUUUAUGCGUUUAUAAUAAAAUAGCUAAAUGCAACGAAUAAAUUCCGUUCUAAAUACCGGAAUACGAGAAAAAAGACGCAUGAAUAAAGUUUAUAUGUUGUUGUAAAAGUUGCUCUAUUCUCUUUGUUAAACAAGCCUUACCGUGUUGGCAGCGUCCCUGUAAUAUUAUUAUGUCUAAUAACACAAUCAACACAGAAAUCGAUAUUUUUGAAAUAACUAUAUUAUUAUAUGACCUAAAUACCUUAAAUUAAAAACGUCGACCUAAUGAAUGCAGUAUACUUGAUUGCCAAAGAAAAAAAUAUAUUAUUUUAGUAAAUAUAGAGGUAUUCGGUGUAGAUAUAAAUAAGAGGAAACUGUUGCGUUAGAUAAUUAAAAUAAGUAUGUUUUAUUUGUAUAAAUUAUUAUUAUCCCAUAAAGACUUACCAGUCAUUAGCGAAAGGUGUACUAGGUAUGGCGGUUAACUGUUAACCUAAAACACAAGAAAUCAUUAUUCAUGUAUAAGUCAGGUUAAUUAUAAUAAGAAAUCGUACAGUCUAAUAGAAAUUAAUUAAAAAUAGGAAAGUGACUCUAAAUAUCUGUAAGUAGGCGUAUAUUUUUUGCUAAUGACGGUACAUUUGAUAAUAUACUUUUAAUUUGCAAUAGGUCAAUUUUACAUAGAUCAACCAAAUACUAACAGAAGCCAAAUAUUUAUGAGUUAAAAAUGUACUAGUAGUCGACUUUUUUACUAUUUACCUUGUACGUCCAUGACUGAGAAAACCGGUUCUUGUUAAAAAGAACCACCUCAUUAGUGUGCCAUGCAUUAUCAUUGUCAUAUUAUAAUUAUUGACGCAUUAUGUAUGUUUAUAAUUAUUUAAAUAAGCAUUUCCUAUUGUUUACGAGGCUUUAAAUUAAGGUUUUGUAUGAAACAAAUAAAAUGAGUUUUACUAAGUUUUAUAUUUAUGGGAAAA
This is a messenger RNA of Trichoplusia ni (cabbage looper), 3878 nucleotides long. RefSeq names its product probable serine/threonine-protein kinase tsuA. NCBI's taxonomy places the organism in Eukaryota, Metazoa, Arthropoda, Insecta, Lepidoptera, Noctuidae. Gene Ontology annotation, cellular component: cytoplasm. Gene Ontology annotation, biological process: cell surface receptor protein tyrosine kinase signaling pathway. The coding region runs from base 212 to 1876 and encodes 554 amino acids. The record is from RefSeq and is a predicted model, not a curated record. The transcript has 3 exons.